GCGCACGUGCGCUGCAGUUCUGCCUCGUACCCGGCACCGUGUUAACAUUGUUCUAUAUUUAGCUAUGGCGGCGAGAUACGAAAUACGGACUUCGGAUACCCUCGGCAGGUACCUAGUAGCCGCCAAAGACCUGCGGGCGGGCGAGAAGGUUCUAUGGGACGAACCCUUCGUAAUUGGACCCAACAGUGACACUUCGCUGGUCUGCUACAACUGCUACCUGCCUCUCAUCACCAAGUUUCUGGUCUGCAAGCAGUGUGCGGUAGCGCCUUUGUGCGGCGAGGGAUGUCCUCAGCCUCUUACUUACAAUUGGCAUUCAAAAACAGAAUGUGAAUUUUUUAGAACACUCAAACUAACCAAAGGGCUUAAUCCGAUGGUGAUGGUUCAGAAUGUAGGCUCUCUUAUAGUUCUGCGAGCUCUGCUAAAGAAGACCACAGACCCUCAAGCCUGGCAAGAGUUCAUGCAGCUGGAAACACAUUUAGAGGAGAGAAAAAAUACAAAUAUAUGGGAGUUCUAUGAGGGUACUGCAAAGUUCAUCGAAUCACUGGGUCUACUCGACGACUUACCAGACAAAAACAUAGUUCAAAAGAUUUGCGCGGCUAUCGAUGUAAACAGCUUCGACGUCCGCGGCCCGCAAGUACCCGCCAUCGGGUGCUCCGAAAUACUGCGCGGAGUUUACCUCCAGGCGGCGCUACUGGCGCACGACUGCGUGGGAAACACGCACAUGGCUAUAAGCGAUAACAAUCUCCUUGUCUGCCACGCUAGCACAGAUAUAAAGAAAGGAGAUAUCAUUUACUACAAUUAUACGGACCCUCUGAAGGGCACAGCUCUCCGACAGCAGCAUUUGUUGGUGGGCAAAUACUUUAAAUGCGCGUGCGCACGCUGCGCCGACUGCACAGAGUUGGGCACGUUCAUCAGCUCGGCUAUUUGCCCGACGUGUAAGACCGGGUAUCUGUCUACCAGUGCGGGAGGAGAAUGGAUUUGUAACGAGUGCAAGAAAGACUUCGCGCAAGAUAUCAUCGGCCACAGAGUCCAGUGUUGUUCAGAUAAACUGGACUUCAUAAAUAAAAAAGAUGAGAAAGAAUUAGAGGAGUACAUACGGAAUGUAUCGCUAGUGCUCGCUCCCAACCAUUACCUGCUGUUGGACGCGAAGCAGCGGCUCGCGGGCGUCCUUCGUGACGUCAUCAACAGGGAACCCCACCCCACCAAGAAAGUAAUGCGAAGGAAGAUAGAGUUAUGCAAGGAACUAUUGCCGGUCAUUGAGAAACUCACGCCCGGCAUAUCUAGAACUAAAGCUAUAACAUUGUACGAGUUGCAUGCAACUAUGGCGCAGUUGGCGAAGAAAUUGUUUGAUUCACGUGAAAUAACUGGAUCUGGAUACAUGGACGAACUACUACUGGCCGAAAAAUAUCUCAAAAGUGCUUUGGAGAUGCUGUUCAUUGAGCCGGGGAAUUCGCCUGAGGGAGAACUUUGCGCUAAGGCCCUCGAAGAAUACAGAGCCCUCAAGGCUACUAUGGGCACAGUCCUCGACGGGUUACACGAGGUCGGAAAAACAUAUGUCAGUGAAGUAGCAGAGGAGGCGACAGAAACUUGUAUUAAUUAA
Messenger RNA from Amyelois transitella, 1600 nucleotides. RefSeq lists its product as uncharacterized. NCBI's taxonomy places the organism in Eukaryota, Metazoa, Arthropoda, Insecta, Lepidoptera, Pyralidae. The transcript has 8 exons. The record is from RefSeq and is a predicted model, not a curated record. Gene Ontology annotation, molecular function: protein binding. The coding region runs from base 65 to 1600 and encodes 511 amino acids.